Messenger RNA from Octopus bimaculoides (California two-spot octopus), 2010 nucleotides. RefSeq lists its product as uncharacterized. The record is from RefSeq and is a predicted model, not a curated record. Lineage: Eukaryota; Metazoa; Mollusca; Cephalopoda; Octopoda; Octopodidae.
UAAAGUUUGGAAGAGUUCAUUUCUUCCCAGUUUUUUUAAUCAAUACUCAAUACUGAUAGACAGGUAUGACAACCUGGUUUGUGCUAAAGUUCACUAAAGAAACAUCAUCAAUCAGAUAAAAUGAAUCCUUCCACUUACCUUUUGUUUCUGCUGCUCACCUUUGUGACAAACAUCCAAGCAAUAUUUGAUCCGCAAGUCUGUAAAUCAAACACAACAAACAUUGAUGACAGUUUUCCCAAACUAGACCCUCAAUACAGUGUAUUCAUAGAGGCUAAUUACAUUUCAAACAAAUCCACCGUACAUUUCACCGAGUACCAUGAUACAAGCAAAGGAGCCAAUGUCAUCAAACGAAGCCAACAAGAUUCAAAAACAGACGUCUACCUCUUCCAGAGUACUGGAGAGAUGUUUACUGUAUCACAAGAUGGGGCAUGCAGAAUAACUGAUUUGUGGAAGAAACCAAAUAAGUACUUGUUUGGAGAGGAAAUCUCCAAUGGACGUUUCUUCUCACUUGCGGGAGCAAUUGAACUGGCAGAGACAAAUUUCUUCAAGGUCAAAGAGAAAACCACAGUCAUUGACCGAGGUGUCAGUACAUCAGUAUGGUCAGCAUGUCAGUAUUUACCAAGCAUGAAAGCAACUGUAACAACGACUUGGUAUUUUGCAACAGAAGAUUCAGUACCUGUGACACCAGUGAGACUUCACAUGAAAGGAAAGGACAGUGAUGGGGAGGCUCUUGAAUACCAGUUUGAGUUUUUCCACUACAAGCCUUACAUAUUGACAGAGAAACCAAUAUUUGAGACUCCACGAGGAACCGUAUGUAAUGGACGGAAACAAACGAAGCCUUUACCAGACUUCCCUGAUGUUUUUAGUUGUACAACAGAGAUUGUCAAUGAAGCCCAAAACAAAAUCCAAUACCAGGAAGAAGAAUAUGAUACCAUUAAUCAACUUGUACGCUUCACUUACAAACCAGUAUUAGGAUCUGAAGACAGUUUUGGGACUGGAAAAUUAACUAAAAUACAUGACUACAACAUUGAUGUUGCAUACAUUAUUGAUGAUAUCCGAGGCAACUGCACGAUGCAAGCCAUAUUUGGGAAUGAUGAUGAUAUCAGAGGUGAUCACAAUCAGCACAUGGCCACUGCAAAAGAGAUUUUCAAGGUUGAUAAGGGUAUCUUUACAUAUGAAGGUGUGCAAAGUAUCCGUGGUUAUGACUGUGAUGUUUGGGUUGCUCACAUCGAUACCUACCCAACGUUUCCACUGAUGACAGGAUCAAUUAUUGAAUGGUAUUUUAUAACACGCCAGUGGUAUUAUGGAAAAACUGCCCAUGGAGUACCAAAGUUGAUGAUACAGACUGACCUUACUUCGCAUGAAGUUGAGGAAAAGAAUAUAUAUAACUUCAGAGAGACAGAACCAGAUAUUUUAUUGUUUGAUGUCACAACAUGUUUUGAAUUCAGAGAUAAAUACAAGUUUAUAUUCACAAUACCAGUCAAACACACCCAAUUAAUUGAAAGGCACCUGAAAAGUUUUAAACGAGGGAUUGUCAACGCAAUUAUUGAUAAUAUACAGAUUUCUCCUAUGAGAAUCAACCAAAUAAAUGUUGAGUUUGUAAAAAAUAAAAUCUCAGCAUCAUUUGAGAUUCAUGACGUGGUAACAGUUCCUAAUAGUGGUGCCCUUACAAAGAAGCAAAUAAGCUUGAAGAAAGCUGUGGACGAACUGGAAAGCAUUUUUACUAAAGGUGCUUUCACAGUCCCAUUUAAAUAUGGAGACCAACAGAUAAUCAUGAUUGAUGCUGACAACAACUCCUUAACUAAAGAAGAAGUAAAAGGAACACACAAAUCUAACAAUUAAGACACCUAUAAUGGUACCAGUGCCAUGUCAAUAGUAUAGUAGUGCACUGGAAAUAGUAUGUUGUCCAGGUAAUAUCAGAAUGAAAAAAGGGAAACUAAACUUUGCAAGUGGAUCAAAUCAUCUUGAUAUAACUUAUUUUACUCAAUGCAAAAAUUCUAAUUUUUUUUU